UCAUGACAACCAUUUCAAUCAAAAUCAAGCACGGAGCAGAUCAAAUUGAAGUUAUAGAAAUAGACCCUAAUGCCACAGUGAAAGAAUUAAAGGAGAAACUCACACCUAAAUUUAAUUCAGAGCCUUCUUAAAUGAAGAUUAUUUUUUAAGGUAAAAUUCUUAAAGACGUUGACGUCCUCACAAAUGUCAAUGUAAAGGCUGAUUCUACCAUGCAUCUAGUUGUUACAAAAUGUAUUAAAAUAAACUAAAUUAGAACAAAACUAAUAACCACCCUAAUAAGCUCCAGGUCAAUAAUAAUAAUAACCAUAAUAACCCCUUGGAGGAUAAUAAGGUGGACUUCCAGGUUUAGGAGGAUUAGGAGGAGCAGGUGGCAUGGGAGGUAUGGGAGGCCUUGGUGGAAUGGGAGGCUUCGGUGGAAUGGGAGGACUCGGAGGAAUGGGAGGACUCGGCGGAAUGGGUGGUAUGGGAAUGGAUCCAUAAAUGAUGAUGUAGCUCCUCUAAAGCCCAAUGUACCAAGCAUAAAUGUAAUAAGUAUUUAACUUUUUCUAAAUAUUUUAGAUGAUGUAAAAUCCACAAAUAAGAUAACAAAUAAUGCAACAUCCUAUGAUUGCUUAAAUGAUUUAAACAAAUCCAUAACUUUAAUAAAUAUUUGAUAAUCCUUAACUAUUUUAAAUGAUGAUGAAUCCAUAAGCAAUUUAAAUGGCCUUAUAAGGAAUGGGCGGAAUGGGUGGAAUGGGAGGACUUGGAGGCCUCGGAGGAAUGGGCGGAAUGGGAGGCCUUGGUGGUAUGGGAGGCUUAGGUGGAGUUGGAGAUCAACCUAAUCCACCAAAUCCUAAUACUGCUUAAGUACCCCCUCCAAUUAAUUAAAAUGCUUAAAAUCCCCUUGGCGGUUUUGAUUUAUAAGGUUUAAUGAAUAUGAUGGGAGGUAUGAUUAUUGAAUUAAAUCAAAUUAGGAGGUGUUGGAGGAGCUGGAGGCCUUGGCGGUGCCCCAUUAACACAUGAAGCUGCAGAGUAGAAAUAUGCUACUUAAUUAUAAUAAUUGCAAGAAUUAGGAUUUACUAAUAAAUAAGUGAAUUUGGAGGCCUUGAUUGCCACUGGAGGAAAUGUUGAGGCAGCAGUUGAUAGAAUCUUAAAUAUGAUCGGACCAUGAU
Molecule: messenger RNA, 1151 nt
Organism: Paramecium pentaurelia
Lineage: Eukaryota; Ciliophora; Oligohymenophorea; Peniculida; Parameciidae
Source: the annotation of a GenBank genome assembly